Molecule: messenger RNA, 1452 nt
Organism: Dermochelys coriacea (leatherback sea turtle)
Lineage: Eukaryota; Metazoa; Chordata; Testudines; Dermochelyidae
Gene: FDX1
Product: ferredoxin 1
Exons: 4
Coding region: 126-674 (182 amino acids)
Biological process (GO): P450-containing electron transport chain; positive regulation of oxidoreductase activity
Cellular component (GO): mitochondrion
Molecular function (GO): 2 iron, 2 sulfur cluster binding
Source: RefSeq, a predicted model, not a curated record
GCUACGCCCCGUAGAAGACGUACGUGGCUUGGGGAAUAGCCGUAGCUUGUGCCGGUUGUACAAGCGGGUGGACUUUACUCGUUGUGGGCGGGGCUGGUCGUUCUCUGUUCCUGCCUACUCCUGCUAUGGCUGCUGCGGGCACCGCCAGCCUCUUGCGGGCCGCCGCGGCCUCCCCCUGCCGCUGGCUCCUGGCCGCGUCCCGGGGAGCCGCGGGGAGGCCGGGCGGGGGCAGCAGCGUCAGCUUCAGCGUCGCUGCCCGGCCACCGGGCCGGUUCUUCGGCGCCUCUGCCCGGGCGCGGCUCAGCUCAGAAGAUAAAGUAACUGUCCACUUCAUAAACCGUGAUGGUGACAAACUAACAGCUGAAGGGAAAGUUGGGGACUCAUUGCUAGAUGUUGUUGUUGAUAAGAAUCUAGACAUAGAUGGAUUUGGUGCAUGUGAAGGAACAUUGGCCUGCUCCACUUGCCACUUAAUCUUUGAAGAUCACAUAUUUGAGAAAUUAGAUGCAAUUACUGAUGAGGAGAUGGACAUGCUGGACCUAGCCUAUGGACUGACAGAAACAUCACGUUUGGGCUGCCAGAUCUGCUUGAAGAAAUCUAUGAACAAUAUGACUGUUCGAGUACCUGAAGCUGUUGCUGACGCUAGACAAUCCAUAGAUAUGAGCAAGAAUUCCUAAAAUAAAACUUAUUUGGAGCUUUUCAUGAAAUUUUUAACUAUUUUUAUAACUUAUUUCUGAAUGUUUAAAUGUGAACUCACAUAAUCAUGGGAGUUAUUUUUUGACUAUUAAUGUUAAUUCUGUUUUCAUUUUCUUUAUGAAACCACUUAUUUUGAUUCUUAAAAAGAGGUAAUACUUUUUAACAAGUUAAAGCUGAACUGUAAAAUGUUGGCCAAAUUAUACUCAGAGAAGUCAUUACUGGAUUUAUUUAUGUAAAGAAGUCUUUUUUUUUUUUUCAGCUGUAUUUGAAAACCAGACUUUUUCACUAAAAUAGUGCAGGGUUUUUUUUGUUGUUUUUUUUAAUAGGUUCAAAACCAUUUGGUUUUUAGGGUUUCAGGCCUAGAAACAUUAGGGUGCUGGACAGAUGACAAAUGUAGCACAGACUGUGUUUCUGUUUAAUUCCUUGUGUAUUUCAUGUGGUGGAACAGAAACAAGUGUAUCUCAAAGAGAGCUAAUGUGCUGGUUGAUGGUAUGGUGCCUUCACAACAACUGGAAAUGUAAUUAGGAAAACGGGUGGAGCUGGCCUAUCCUAAAUCUUGAUAAAAUAUGACAGCUAUUGUUGAGAUGAUAUUUCCAUCCAGUCCAGUCCUGCUGCUGAUAGUGUUUUAAUACCUGAUAAUAGCAAUUUCCUUAUCUUCCCAUUGCCCAUUAUGGAAAUCCUACAGUUACUGUGUGCAAAGGACUAAGUCCUUACUAAAUAUUGGACCCUUUCUAGAUUUUUUUUUUUCCAAUAUGGUUU